Marasmius oreades (fairy-ring Marasmius) is the source of this 2807-nucleotide messenger RNA. RefSeq lists its product as uncharacterized. The record is from RefSeq and is a predicted model, not a curated record. Lineage: Eukaryota; Fungi; Basidiomycota; Agaricomycetes; Agaricales; Marasmiaceae. Bases 311 to 2704 code for a protein of 797 amino acids. The transcript has 9 exons. Gene Ontology annotation, molecular function: protein kinase activity; ATP binding. Gene Ontology annotation, biological process: protein phosphorylation.
AAUCAGUCUUCCUCCACGUCCAUCACGGUCUACAACGAGCACGGAUCGCUACCAACAGUCUCAAUCACCGUCAAUCUGCUCUCAUAUCAUCUCGACAACGAUACAUGGACCAGAGAAUUCCAACUUCGGCAGAUAUGGACGGUGGCCAGUCCAAACGCGUCGGUUGAUUGGCAACUUGGGCAUUGCUGCUUGCCCAUGUUCGGUAGCUCACCCAUGAAAAUAGCCUGCAAUAUUGGAAUCGGGGGAACCAGGCAAAAACGUCUACGUGAUGGAUAAACCGGUGUGACGACUGUUGUCGUUGGUGUUGAUCAUGAUUCGCAUGAACCUCGCGAAACUCUACGGCUCGAGACGGCCCUCUAAUCUCGAUGAAAUUCGCCGCGUUGUGGAGAGUGUGCUGAGCGAUAAACAACAAUCCAGGAAUCUUUCGGGAACCAAAGGAGAAGAUGCGCAGAUUUGGCUGGAUACACUUCAAGUGCUCGCUGAAGUUCCUGAGGUGGGGAACAAACUACGUUCGUCGAUUCUCAAGGUGAUGCUUCACCUGUCCAAGCGGUCCGGCCUCUGCCCACAAUGCCUCAUGAUCAAAAACGUGAAAAGACUCGGAGAUUAUCCUGUUGGAGGUGGUGGUUUUGGAGAUGUUUGGAAGGGCAAAAUCGGGGCGCAAAUUGUGUGCUUGAAGGUUGUGAAGGUUUACUUGGUUUCUGAUGUACAAGAUCUACUGAAGGAAUACAUGCGAGAAGCGAUUGUUUGGCAGCAGCUCAGACAUCCUAAUAUCCUCCCGUUCCUGGGAAUGUACUACUUGGACAAGGCUCGAGGACAGUUGUGUUUGGUCUCUCCGUGGAUGGAACGAGGGAACCUAGUACGGUUCUUGAAAGAGACUCGCAGGGAAGACGUGGAUCAUUAUUCAUUAGUCUACGAUAUCGCUUCUGGAGUAUUAUAUCUGCACAGCAAGAAGAUUGUUCACGGUGAUCUGAAAGGCGUCAACAUACUGAUUACACCGGAUGAACGUGCCUGUAUUGGAGAUUUUGGGUUGUCGAGAGUAGCCGACACUCAUGCGCUCAGAUUGACUUCUUCCACAACGAUCCAUUCAAAGGGAACGACGAGAUGGCUUUCACCCGAGCUUUUGAAGUCGGAUCCACCGUGUCCUUCUUCAACAAGCAGUGAUAUAUAUGCUUUUGCUUGCGUGUGUUAUGAGAUCUUCAUGGGGAAUGUUCCAUUCUACGAACUUGCGGAAGGUGCAGUCAUUGUCGCUGUAUUGUUAGACAAGAAGGUUCCAUCACGUCCCAUAUCGCCUCUGAACGUGAACGACUACAUGUGGAAUGUUAUGGUGUCUUGCUGGAACACGAAAGCCCAGCUUCGACCGAGUGCAUCUGAAGUGUUCGCUCGUCUCGAUGGGAUCCAGAGUUCGAAAACGGGUAGCAAUAUUGAACCUGCUUCUGCUUGGGAUACCUUCGAUUUGACUCAGCUCUGGAAGAACGUGAAGUACCCUCUCCUUGACACCGCAGCGCUUGUGCGACUUCAGAAAAAACUCAGAAUACAGCGGGUGGUGGCGCCGACACAAACGUUUACUCUAGAUAUGCAGGGUACAGAUUUCGGGACCAGAUUUGAUACCACCCUGGACGUCGGAGGGUCGACAUUUCAGCUCGAAUGUGAUGCCGCACAGAAAAUCAUCGUUGGAAGAUGGAAGGAAGCACGUCGACAAAAGGUGCUUGAUUUCGCGUACGCUGAUCUCGGGGCUAGAGUCGCAGAUUGGAGAGGGGCCCCACUGCACACUUGCGGUCGGCUCAUCUUUCACGAAACCCUCGUCUAUAUCGGCCCGAACUCUGAUGGUCAAUACCGUGUCUACCUCUUUGAGAAGAUCAUCUUUUUUUGCUGGGACCCCACUCCUGCUCACUAUCAUUUUGCGGAGAACGGGAAUAUUGUGUUCGCGCCGAGACAAAGACAAAGACCGAUUACAGUCCGAGGCCUCACUGAUUCGAAGACCAUAGUCAAGACCGAAGCAGCUGAAAUAGUCGGAACGUCUUCGGUGCAGUACCUGCUAUGUAUAUGGUGGAAGGCAGACAAUCGUUCAGGAAACUAUUCACUGGAGUUUCCUCAGAAGAGUCAAAUGCUCGCAUGGUGUUCAGCGAUAACGAGCCUCAUCCGCCCACCUGGCACUGAUCGUGAUCAUGAAGCGCAGACGUCAACUUAUCCAUCACCUCCUAACACACCGAGCUCAGAUCACGCUCCAGAACCGAACAACGUAUCCAGGACAAAUAAUAAAUCCAGUCGAGUGGUGGUUGUCGGUCAUUCUGAUCGCGAAGCUCUAGAUGACGGGCGGCCCCUUCCUCCAUUGGCAGACUUGCCGAGCUCAAUCCAGGAGAGCGAAACAGACUCAACUAGCCAGUGGGGUCAAGCGGCGGUCAUUAGUCGUUCCGAUUCCAGUUUUGAAGGCAAGAACAGACCAGUGAUACUAGUUCGUGUGAAGGUGCAUUUCCUGCAGGAUAUCUUUCUCCUCGAUGUUCCACAUUCAGUCGGAUAUGAAGAACUGGCUGGAAUGAUUUGUCGAGGAUUGAGUAUUAACCGUUAUGUGCGUUCGAUACUUAUCAAAUGGAAGAGUGAGAGGGAAUGUGUUCAGUGGGUGACGCUUUUAACGGAUGCGGAUGUUGGAAAAGCGUUGUCGGAGGUGUAUGAGGAGGGGAAGAUGACUACCUUAUAUGUGUCAUAGCAUCUACUUCGGCGCUGUUCUACGGUAGAAAGUAGGCGCCGUUCCCACCUUUUGUCUUUAACGUUUUGUAAAGAAUACAAAAACAAAAGCACUCAAUCUCGCG